This is a messenger RNA of Phytophthora sojae, 2106 nucleotides long. RefSeq lists its product as hypothetical. The transcript has a single exon. The record is from RefSeq and is a predicted model, not a curated record. Gene Ontology annotation, molecular function: RNA binding; protein binding. The coding region runs from base 1 to 2106 and encodes 701 amino acids. Lineage: Eukaryota; Oomycota; Peronosporomycetes; Peronosporales; Peronosporaceae.
AUGACGGAUUUACUACAACACUACUCCGACCCAGAGGUGAAUGUGAUGCCAGUCCUGCAAGCUCUGGACGUGGUCGCGCGUCACGUGGCGUGCCAACGUCUCACUGUCGUCGGGCGCGACCUGUACACGUUGAAGGACCCGCAUUCAGUGCACGGGGGCAAGGAGUUGUGCUGGGGAUACCACCAAGCCAUUCGGAAGGCGGAGGACAAGCUGGUUCUGAAUCUGAACGAGACCUCUGCGGUCUUUUACACCCCGGGGUCCCUCAUGCAGUUGACGUUGAGUGCACUGCGUGCGAAGGACCCGAGCAGAAUUCGCACGUUGUCAAAGCUCGAGCUGAAGAAUCUCGCGCACGCACUGCACAACGUCGAAGUGAAGCCCACGCACCGUGAGGGCCGCGCUCGUGCCAUCUACGGCGUCAGUGCUGAGCCUGCAGAUCAACUACUGGUGAAUAUCAAGGGCAAAGAGCAGACUGUCGCGGAGUACUUCGACUCGAAGUAUGCCAAGCGUCUCAAGUAUCCAAGACUGCCGUGCGCCAACGUAGGCAGCAAACGUCCAGGCAAAGAGACCUGGCUGCCUAUCGAAGUGUGCGAGGUGGUACCGGGGCAGCACUGCGCCAACGCGGACGAGUUGGAUUCGCCGUCGAUCACGAAGUUGACUGCUAUUCCUCCUGCAAAGCGUGAGAGGAACAUUCUGGACCAUGUGAAGGACGCCACUUUCUCGAACGACCCGUAUCUCGCAGCGUUCGGAAUGAAAGUGAUGCUGAAAAUGGAGACGACAAAUGCGCGCGAGUUGGAGCCGCCGUGUGUGCAGUAUCGAAACACUUCGGAGCGUCCCAGGAACGCUGAGUGGCGCCUCAAGGACAAAAUCAUGGUGAAGGGCGUUCCGUUUAAGCAUUGGGGCGUGCUGAUUCUUGAUGAAGUGGAUGCGUCUGUUGUUCGUAAGUUUGUGCGCAUGCUGUGCGACGUUGGGCGUCAGCGUGGACUCUUCAUCAAGAACAACGAUCCGGUGUUCAUCCACCAGAAUGAUCAACGCACUACAGACGUGGAGGAGUUGGUGCGCAUCUGCUACCAGCGCGUCGCAGAGCGUGGCCCGCCCGAAAUGCUGCUUGUGGUGCUGCCUGACACUCGUUCGUGGCUGUAUGGACCGGUUAAGGUAAUGGCGGACACGGUUCUGGGCGUCUCCUGUCAGUGCGUCGCCUCCAAGAACCUGCGCAAGGCGAACGCUGCCUUCUGCGCUAAUGUCUGUUUGAAGCUCAAUAUGCGACUGGAUGGCAAGAACGCCGUGCUGCGCGACCCGCUUCCACUGCUGAGUACGUCACCGACGAUCAUUAUUGGAGCGGAUCUGGAGCACCCGAGGCCUGGCAUGGGCUCGCAGCCGUCGAUCGCGGCAGUGGUUGCGUCGAUGGACGCCUACUCGGCCCAGUAUGCUGCGCGGAUGGGGGCUCAAAAAGCGUCGGAGGACAUCCAGAAGCUGCCCAACAUGCUGCGCGAGUUAUUUCACGCGUACUACGAGCGCACCAAGCGCAAACCGGAGCACGUGGUGUACUACCGAGAUGGUGUGGGCGACGGCCAGUACUCUGACAUCCUGAAGGCCGAGAUCCGCGCUCUGCGCAAGGCGUUCAAGAUGAUCUCGGACAACUACAGCCCGCCGAUCACGUUCAUCGUGGCCAACAAGCGCCACCACACGCGCGCCUUCCCCGUGGAUCGCCGUGAUGCCGACCACAAGGGCAACGUGAAGCCGGGAACGGUGGUCGACUCUGGUGUGCUGGACCCGCACCGAUUCGACUUCUUCCUCUACGGCCACAGCAGCCUCCAGGGGACGAGCAAGCCGUGCCACUACACAGUGCUGUACGACGAGAACAACCUGUCGGCCGACGAUAUUCAACUGCUGACGUACCAUCUCGGGUACACGUUCUCGCGCUCCACCCACGCGGUGUCGGUCGCUGCUCCCGUUUACUACGCGAAUGAGGCGGCGGCGCGCGCGCGUCACUUUUUGAAGGAAGCCCCGCAGGAGGAGGCGUCCGAGAUUGCGGGCAGCUCGAGUGGGGCCAAGUUCCUGUUCGCAAAGGUGCACAAGAAUGUGCUGAACAAAAUGUUUUUCAUUUGA